UGGAACAGCAGAUAAAUAAUAGAAGCCAGCAACCAGAGCUACAGAGGCUAUAUAGCAACAAAAAGAUAUAGAAGAGAGAUCUGCUGUAGAUAUAGCAAGAGGAUGAAUAGCAAAUACAACAACAGUGUUGCAGCAUUAGUUAAUGGAGGAGACAGUUUCUCUGGUAGCAGCUUACUGUUUGAGCUGGAAGAUGUUUUAUACGGAGGAGAUUCGACGAAAGAAGAAAUAAAUAAUGAAUCUUGCUUUAAUUACUUAAGCACCAGACUAGCUCUUACUGACACUGUAAUAGCUGUAGUAUUCAUAAUAUACCUAAUAUCUUAUGCUGUGAAGACAAUCAGUGCUAAUAAUGGACUGCAAGAAUUAGCUCGAGUCUGUAGUGCAAAGAAGGAAGAGUCUGACAGCAUAAAAACCUUACUGCUAGUAACACUGAGCAUAGUGCUUGGAGUUGAGAUUGGAUACAAGCUAGCAUCGAAAGAAGCCAUAUUCUUUCUGUUCUUCUGUCACUUGAUAACUGCAACACAGAUAUACUUAUUAGCAGCUCCAAUCACUCCAUUCUCAACUGCAGUGCUAAGAUGCAUGAUGCACAUACUCCACUUGGCAUUCUUUGGUAUCAUAUUCAUGGAUGUCAAUGGAAGACAAUUUCAUGGUGAAGUGGCACUCUCCUGGAUACAGCAUGUGCUCAUAUUUGCUGUAGUCCCACCAUAUCUUGUAUACCACAGAGGAGGUACCAAGGCAUUAGAAUCAUUAACUGAUUUCAGUUGGUCAAGUCUCUCAGGAGCAGUAUUUCUCAUACUGUGCUACUUUGUACAUCAACCUGUUUCUAUGAUCACAAGGGUCAAUAUAAACUUCCUCCUCUGCCCUAUAUCACCUUAUCCUUUUGAAGGACCCUAUUACAGACUAGCUGCUGUGUUUCAUCAAACAUUACUAAUACAGCUACUAGGGAAGCUGUAUAGAAUAGCAUUAGAAAUAUGUUUACCGAAAAACAUCAGCAAGAUUAACUGAUUAUAGAUCACUGUAAUUGUAUUAUGUACCAUACAUUGUAAACCAUUACAUCAUUAUCGAAUCAUUUAUUUAUUUAUAUUCAGAAAACUAUUGCACAAUCGCUGAACAAGCUA
Messenger RNA from Amphimedon queenslandica, 1115 nucleotides. Its product is annotated as transmembrane protein 164-like. The transcript is spliced from 5 exons. The record is from RefSeq and is a predicted model, not a curated record. The coding region runs from base 103 to 1002 and encodes 299 amino acids. Lineage: Eukaryota; Metazoa; Porifera; Demospongiae; Haplosclerida; Niphatidae.